AUGCACCAAUUGAACAAUAGCCUUGUCACUGUGAUCGAAGGCAACAUUGCCGACAUUAUCCGUGGAAUGCCUAAUUACGGUUCGAAAGGCUUUACGAUCGAAGGAAAUGUGAGUUUAAUGAUUUCAUUCUUCAUUGAUCUUCUUUGCAUUUUUCGUGCUUACGAUCAGAAUUAA
Molecule: messenger RNA, 174 nt
Organism: Cylicostephanus goldi
Lineage: Eukaryota; Metazoa; Nematoda; Chromadorea; Rhabditida; Strongylidae
Source: the annotation of a GenBank genome assembly